AUGAGCGCGAAACGACACAAGGGGGUGCUGAAGAUCCUGGACGAGCUUGAAGCCACCAUCGUCAAAGGCACAGUGAAAACCGCUACCGAUGUGACUUUCCCUGCCAAGGCAUGCGCUACUGGGAAGGGUAAAGAUUGUGGGGCAGUAGAUGCAAGACAGGCUCUUCAUGUACUGUCACCCAACCACGAUGUGGCACUGCCUGCUGCUCCUACUGAUGCUGCUGCUGCAGCUGGUGGUGCUGCUACUGGCGCUUCUGCUGCUGCUGCUGUUGUUGAUCUAGAUUCAUUCAAAGCCUGCCCGCCACACCAGAGCUCUCUGGACCUUUCCAGGGAUCAAGAGGAGCAGCAGAAGCAGGGGAUUGGCAUGCUAGGUGCUGAGGCGGAGGCUUGCGCAUGGGCGAUGGGGAUGGUGAAUGGAGGGGUGGAAGAAGAGGAAGAUUCGCUAGAGAUGGGAGGGAUGGAUGGGAUGGACAUGGGAGAGGGAGGCAUGAAAAGAGUGUUGCUGGGGGAAGAAGUGGAAGGAGAUGAGGUAGAGGGGGUGGAAGAAGUGGAUUCGCAGAGGAACUGUGGGGAGAGGAGUGGGAAAGGCGGUGAUGGGCUGGGGUUGAAGGAGGAGGUUUCCGGUUUGGAGGGUUGUUGUGCUAACGUUGCAUGGGAGGCGACGUUCAGUGCUGUCAACGCGCGUGGCAUCGCGACAGUGCAGCAUCAAAAGGUGCUGCGUGUUCGCAUGCGCGCCCAACCCCACCGCCCUGUGCAAGUGCUUCUCCGUGACGACUGGCUGGACGUGCCUGUGUCAGCCGGUGACACUGUGGCGCUCAUCGGCGGGCAACCCCAGACUAAAGAGCAGGCAGCAGGAGCAGGGGCAGGAGGAGCAGGGGCAGGAGGAGCAGGGGCAGCAGCAGAGGAAGGGGAAGAGGAGAGGGUGGUGAUUGUGGACGUUAACAACGGCAUGCUCAUCCUGCAUCCAGAUGUCCUUAUCUCUGGCUCUCGGACUAACCUCAUUCCACCCACUUUCCCCAUACUCCCAACCAACCCCAUCUCAGGUGGGGGGCAGCUUUGCGUGUGGGCGGAGGGCGGUGCUGGAGGAGAGAGUGCGGCAGAGGGACGUCACUGCGCCAGCCCUGCGAGGGACAAUGCUGCAUCAGCUGGUGCAGCAGAGGACGAAGCGUGGGCAUUGCAGCAGCUGCAGGAGGCGGUUCCCACUGUGCUCUCCUGGGUGCACCAGUUCCUCUACCCCAAGUCUAGCGCCCUGGCGGCUGUACCAUUUGGCAAUAGAGGCGAGCAGCGGCACAUGCGACUGGCCAAGGUGGUGGACAUAGAGGAGACCGUGUGGAGCCCGAGGCUGGGCCUCAAAGGGCGUCUGGACGUGUCAGUGCGUGUGGCAGUGCGCAACAAGGGAAAGGAAGUGGCGGGUGUGGGGGGAAGGAUGGGGGGCCAGCAGGGAGCGCAGGCAGGAGCGGGGAGGUGGAAGGGGAAAGCGAGUGGCGGGAGUGGGAAGGGAGGGGAUGCGGAGGAGGAGGAGAUGGUGAUGAUGCCUCUGGAGGUGAAGACUGGGAGGAGUAGCUCCAACCAGGCGGCCAUAGAGCACAGGGCGCAGGCAGCCAUGGAGCAAAGGGCGCAGGUGAUGCUGUACUGCCUGCUCAUGGCAGAGCGAGCGCUACCAGCCAACCUGGGCGCAUCCCUUGCCCUUGCCCUUGUCCUUACUGUUGCCACACAAAUACACCCUCCUCCCGCUCCCUCCCAGGCGGCCAUAGAGCACAGGGCGCAGGUGAUGCUUUACUGCCUGCUCAUGGCAGAGCGGUACCAGCAGGGCGUGAGUACAGGGCUGCUGCUCAACCUGCACAACAGCGCCACCACCGGCAUUCAAGUGAGUCGCAGGGAGCUGGUGGGCUUGAUCAUCCGGCGGAACAUCCUGGCCAACGACUUGAAAAGAGUUUCGGCCUAUCAGGAGCUGCCACCUGUCCUCGAGAGUGUGAACCAGUGCAACAACUGCAGCCAAUUCGACGUGUGCUCGUCAUACUUCAAGCUUCAGGACCACACACACCCUGCCUCUGACCCUUCAGCGUUUGCAGAGGAGGUGGCAAAGAGGCGGGGCGAGGAGUGGGACGUGAAGGAUGCGCAGUUCUUGAGUCACUGGGAGCGACUGGUGGAUAUGGAGACGAACAGUGCAGUUGCCUCUCAUGCUGACAUCUGGGCCAUGCCCACAGAGGAGCGAGAGGCCACCGGGCGCUGCAUUGGUCCCCUGCAGCUCGCCUCAAUCAAACCACCUGAAGGAGUGCUAGAAGCAGCAGCAGAUGCAAGAGAAGGUGGAGCAGGAGCAGGAGCAGGAGGAGCGGGAGCAGGGGUGGGGACGGCAGGAGGGGGUGGGUGUACUCAAAUAGUGGGCACUGCGGCAGCUGCUGUGUUGGCGGAUGGGCGGAUAGGGCAGUCGAGGGACCAGUGGGAGUAUACGUUCAAGCGAGCCUGGAGCAUACAGAACUGCAGCAGCAGCAGCAGCAGUGGUGGUGGUGGUGGUGCUGCUGGUGGUGGUGGUGGGGGGAGUCAGAGUGGGAGUGGAAGGUUGGACCAGACAGGCUUUGCUGCUGGAGACUAUGUGAUCUUGAGCACCGUAUCAGGGCAGGCUGGAGUGGCCACGGCCACCAUCACUGCUGUCACACCCCAUAACAUCACCAUGAGAGCUCACCGCCAGUUACGGCUGCCCAGUCGAAGCGGAGCAGCAGGGGCCGAGGGAGAGGAGAGGCGGGUGUGGAGUGAGAGGUGGCGCGUGGACAAGGAUGAGAUGGCGGGAGCGGGAGGCGGGCAGCUGAGGUUCAACCUCGUCGGGCUCUUCCUCCCCUCGCUUGAGAAUGACCGCCGGAGACGGCUGGUGGUGCAUCUGGAGCGUGGCGUAUCUCUCCUCCCUAUCACCCAUUACCCCAUCCCUCCAUCCCCCCACCCCUCCACCCGCCUGCAGCCCCCGCAGUUCUCCCCUCCUGAAGACAUCCAUCCGGACAGCAUGGCGUAUCUCUCCUCCCUAUCGCCCCGAGAGAUCAACGACGAUCAGAAGCAGGCAGUCAUCAAGGCCAUGUCAGCACAAGACUAUUUGGUGGUGCAAGGCGGACCUGGUGCGGGCAAGAGCACGGCGGUGGUGCAUCUGGUGAAGGCGUUAGCUGCGGGAGGGCGGUCGGUGCUGGUGGCUGCUCACACCAACACGGCUGUAGACCACAUCCUGCUGAAGCUCAUGAAAAAGGGAGUGUCGGUGCUGCGAGUGGGGAGGCCUGCAGCUGUGCACCCGGACCUUCUGCCAUACACUCUCAAUGAUAGAGGGGGGGGCAUGGACGUGGGCAGUGUAGCGGGCAUGGAGGCAGUAGGCCUGGGCGCAUCAGUGGCGGGGUGCACGUGCCUGGGCGUGGGGCAGUCGCUCUUUGCCCGCAAGCGCUUCGACGUGGCUAUACUGGACGAAGCAGGGCAGACCACCCUGCCGGAGGCCCUCGGCCCGUUACGCCUGGCGUCAACCUUCGUGCUGCUGGGAGAUCUGCACCAGCUGCCUCCUCUUGUUCGGUACUGCCACCCCGUCACCGCCCUCGCGAACGCACCGGCCUACUGGAAGGGCGAGAGAAGUGCAUUUCUUGGCAAUUCUGGUGUGACAAGCUCCCUCUCUUGCUCCUUUCCUCCUCCUCCCCUCCCUCCCUCCUUCCCGCCUCCCUCUCUCCCCUCUUCCCCCUCCUCCCCUCAACAGGACCCCAGGGCACGGCAGCAGGGGCUGGGUGUGAGUCUGCUGCAGAGGCUGGCGGAGGCGCAUCCAGAGGCAGUGGCGCAUCUGAGCACGCAGUACCGCAUGUGCCGCCCCGUCAUGGCCCUCGCUAACGCGCUCGUGUAUGAGGGGCGCCUGCAGUGCGGGUCCGAGGCUGUCAGCAACGCCCGGCUGGUCCUGCCGAAGCUGGACUCGCUCCUGGGCAUGGGGAAGGGGGGUCUGCCGCUGUGGCUGCAGCAGGUGAUUGAUCCGGAGAAACGGCUGCUCUUCCUUGACACAGCCAAGGUGGAGGGCACGCAGGAAACACGGGAGAAGGAGUCGACAUGCAACGAGGGCGAGGCAGCGAUAGUGGCGCGGAUAGUGGCCUCCCUGGUACCGGCAGGGCUGCCUGCGUGUGACAUUGGCGCGGCCACGGUGUACAAGGCACAAGUCAAGGCACAGAGAGCUGCUCUUACCCUCACUUCUCUCGCCAACAGCCCUCUAUCUCUCGCUCUCUUUCUCACUUCCCACUUUCCUACCUUCCGGCUUUUCUUGUUCCCCCUCUUCCCCUCACCAGCUGAGGUGGAAGGAAUCCAAGAAACCCGGGAGAAGGAGUCAACGUGCAACGAGGGCGAGGCAGCGAUCGUAGCGCGGAUAGUGGCCUCCCUAAUAGCAGCAGGGCUGCCUGCGCGUGACAUUGGCGUGGCCACGGUGUACAACGCGCAAGUCAAGGCACAGAGAGCUGCUCUGGCAAGGGUCCUGGGGCAAGGGGGAGGGGGAGGAGGGAGCGGCGGUGUGGGUGUGGGGGAAGAGGGCGUCAAGGGGGCGUGGGUUAACGGAGGGGGUGGGAAAGUGGACGCAAAGGGGGGUGUGGCAGCGGGAAGGGAGGGUGGCGUUUGUGGGCAAGUGGGUGGGGAAGUGGAGGUGGAUACAGUGGAUCGGUUUCAAGGGCGGGACAAGGCGUGUGUGGUGUUCAGCACGGUGCGGUGCAACCGGCGCGGGCAGCUGGGGCCUGUACUGGGAGAUGCAAGCCGCUGCAACGUCGCCAUCACACGAGCUAAGGCAAAGCUACUAAUCAUCGGUUGUAGCUCCACUCUUCGACGAGGCUCAGCACACUUCCUUCGACUGCUGCAGCUGGGAUGUGUGUGGUCAUGCGGGUCUCAACUCAAUGAUCAUGGCACUCAUGCACGAGCCACAACUUGCUCGCUGCCCUGCCUUGCUGCUGGUGCUGUUGCUGCUGCGGCUGCUGCUGCUGCUGCUGCUGCUGCUGCUGCUGCUGCUGCUGCACGAAGCCGUGCGAUCAGCCUUCUAGCGGCUGGGGAGGGGAGCUUGCCAGUGCAGGCAUGUGGGUGGGAUGUGGAAGAGGAGGAAGGUGAGGGUGGGGACGAGGAGGUGAGGGAGGAGUCAGACAAGCUGCGAGGUGGAGGAGGGUGA
Molecule: messenger RNA, 5145 nt
Organism: Closterium sp. NIES-65
Lineage: Eukaryota; Viridiplantae; Streptophyta; Zygnematophyceae; Desmidiales; Closteriaceae
Source: the annotation of a GenBank genome assembly